Messenger RNA from Parathielavia appendiculata, 1773 nucleotides. RefSeq lists its product as uncharacterized. Bases 1 to 1773 code for a protein of 590 amino acids. The transcript is spliced from 5 exons. The record is from RefSeq and is a predicted model, not a curated record. NCBI's taxonomy places the organism in Eukaryota, Fungi, Ascomycota, Sordariomycetes, Sordariales, Chaetomiaceae.
AUGGCCGAUACACAGAAGCCCGCCGACGUGCCGCAGGAGGCCCCAGCCGUUGAGCCCGUCGUCGACACAAAGCCCGCCGAGGCUGCUGCUGCCGAGACCACCGAGACUGCUGCUGCUGCUGCGGCUGCUCCUCCUGCAGUCGAGGUUACCCCUGCGGCUGCAACUGAGACUCCCGCUGCUGCUGCUGCUACUGAGACCGCUGCGGCUGCGGCUCCGGCUGAGGAGACCAAGAAGGAGGAAGAGGCCAAGCCCGUUGAGGAGGGCCAUCUUGAGCACAAGGGCCAGGGCGCCAACUUCCCCAAGAACUUCCUGUACACCAAGCACCUCUUCUGGUUCGGCUCUGAGCCCGUCGAUCUCAAGUCCAUCGCCUCGUUCAAGGCCGACAAGGUCCCCGACGUUGCCCAUCAUGUCACAUCGUGGGCCACCGAGACUGGCAAGGGCCUCUUUUUCUACAGCGAGAAGGGCGACAAGGCUGCCCCCACCGGCGCGAUCCACCUGGCCGAUGCUUCGGAGCCUGCCGUUGAUGGCACCCACAAGUUCCACUUCACUGCCAAGGGCCACAAGCACACCUUCAAGGCCGCCAACACGGCUGAGCGUGACAACUGGGUUGCCCAGUUGAAGGCCAAGAUUGCCGAGGCCAAGGAGCUUGCUGCUACCGUCACCGAGUCUGAGACGUACAAGAAGACCCUCGAGAGCCUGAAGCCCGCUCCCGUCAAGAAGGAGGAGAAGACUCCCGCCGCUGAGCCUGCCGGUACUGAGGCUGGUCCAGCUGCCGAGGAGCUUCCCGUCGCCACUGAGACGGCCGCCGCUGAGCCUACCACAGAGGAGGCCAAGAAGGAGGAGGACAAGGCCGAGAAGGAGGCGCCCAAGCGCCGCUCUGCCAGCCGUAAACGCACUUCCAUCUUUGGCAUCGGCGGCCUCCUCGGCAAGAAGGAGGAGAAGAAGGCUGUUGAGGCCACCGAAGCCAAGCCCGCUGAGGAGACCCCAGCUGCAGAGACCUCUGCUGCCACCGCCGUCGAGGCUCCCGCUGCUGAGGCCGCCGCUGAGCCCGCUCCUGCCGUCACUGAGGCUGCCACCACCGAGGCUGCUCCCGCUACCGAGGACGCGAAGGAGGAAGAGAAGAAGGAAGAGAAAAAGGAGACUGCUGAACGCCCCGUCCACGUCAAGCGCACUAGCAUCUUCAGCAACCUUUCCUUUGGCAAGAAGAAGGCUGCCGCUCCUGCCGAGGCGUCUCCUAGCAAGGAGACGCCUGCCAACACCACUGAGGCUGUCGCUGAAACCGCCCCCGUGAUCCCCGCCGUGGAGACUACCGAGCCUCUGUCUACUGAGGUCGCUGCUGCCCCUGCCGCUGCGCCGGCCGAGAGCACUGAGGCCGCUGCCGUUACCACCAACGGCGAUACCAAGAAGGAGGAGAAGAGCGAGAAGCGCAAGAGCGUCCUUCCGUUCGCCUUCGGCAAGAAGAAGGAGGGCUCGACUUCGGAUGAGGAGGCUGAGAAGCCCAAGUCUCCGUCGGCUUUCUCCAAGAUCCGCGCCACUAUCAAGGGCAAGGGCAAGGCCGAGAAGACCGAAAAGGCUGGGGAAAAGGCCGAGGAGACCCCUGCUGUGCCUGCCAUCCUCGCCCCCGAGACGGAGGUCAAGGCUGCUGAGCCCGCCGCCGAGGAGGCUGCCAAGCCCGCCGAUGUUGAGGCCACGCCUGCCGCUCCGGCUGCCGCUGAGGAGGAGACUCCUGCCAAACCGCUCGAGGCCACCCCGGCUGUCACCGCCGCCGCUUAG